Molecule: messenger RNA, 1468 nt
Organism: Nannospalax galili (Upper Galilee mountains blind mole rat)
Lineage: Eukaryota; Metazoa; Chordata; Mammalia; Rodentia; Spalacidae
Gene: Epcam
Product: epithelial cell adhesion molecule
Exons: 10
Coding region: 117-1064 (315 amino acids)
Cellular component (GO): bicellular tight junction; membrane
Molecular function (GO): cadherin binding involved in cell-cell adhesion
Source: RefSeq, a predicted model, not a curated record
CGGGGUCCUCAGGUUGGCGCCGGCGGCUGAGCCCGCAGCGCACAGUCCUGCGACGUUCGAGCGUCGCGUCGGUUCUGGCUCCCGGCAGCCACACGAGUCCCCGGUCCCUGCGCAGCAUGGCGCCCCCCCAGACCCUCGCGUUCGGGCUUCUGCUCGCGGUGGCCACGGCGACGGUGGCCGCGGCUCAGAAAGACUGUGUCUGUGACAACUACAAGCUGACAACAGGUUGCUUCAUGAAUGAAAGGGGUGAAUGCCAGUGUAAUUCCUUUGGUACACAGAAUACUGUCAUUUGCUCCAAGUUGGCAUCUAAGUGUUUGGUGAUGAAGGCAGAAAUGACUCACAGCAAGUCUGGGAGGAGAUUGAAACCUGAGGGAGCAAUCCAGAAUAAUGACGGGCUAUACGAUCCCGAGUGUGAUGAGACAGGGCUCUUUAAAGCCAAGCAGUGCAAUGGCACUGCCACGUGCUGGUGUGUGAACACGGCGGGCGUCCGAAGGACUGACAAGGACACAGAAAUAACUUGCUCUGAACGAGUGAGGACCUACUGGAUCAUCAUUGAAACAAAACACAAAGAAAGAGAAAAUCCUUUUGAUCUUCAAAGUUUGCAGAGUGCACUUCAGAAUACCUUCUUUUCUCGAUACAAACUGGAUAAAAAAUUUAUCAAAAAUAUUCUGUAUGAGAAUAAUGUUAUCACUAUUGAUCUGAUGCAAAAUUCUUCUCAAAAAACGGAAGAUGAUGUGGACAUAGCUGAUGUGGCUUAUUAUUUUGAAAAAGAUGUUAAAGGUGAAUCUCUGUUCCAGUCUUCUAACACAAUGAACUUGAGAGUGAAUGGAGAACCACUAGAUCUGGAUCCUGGUCAAACUCUAAUUUACUAUGUUGAUGAAAAACCACCUGAAUUUUCAAUGCAGGGCCUGACAGCUGGUAUCAUUGCAGUUAUUGUGGUGGUAGUAAUAGCAAUUAUUGCUGGAAUUGUUGUGCUGGUUCUUUCUACAAAGAAGAAAACGGCAAAGUAUGAGAAGGCUGAGAUAAAGGAGAUGGGUGAGAUACAUAGGGAACUCAAUGCUUAACUACUGUAAUUUGAGGACUGAACUACAAGAAGGGGAAUUAUCAAAUGAACCCAGAUUGCAAAUGUAUGAACAUGGGACAAAAAAGAAGAUCUUGAAAGGGUUACUGUUUUGUUAGUUGAUAUUAUGUAUUUGUAACAGUGAAAUUUGUACUUGUAAACAUAAGCAUCUUGAACUGGCAUUACCAACCUUAAAAUCUGACAAAUGUCUCAUAUAUGCAGGUCUCAUAUAAAACCCAGAACUUAGACUGCAUAAAGUAAUUGAUGCUUAACACUGAAGAGUGUGCAUUCCAUAUUACACUAGAGUGUGAUGACCCAACCCCAUUUUAUGAUUGAAAGUUGCUUUUCUGUAUACCUUGAGUCUUGUACAUAACCUUUUUUUAAUGAAAUAAAACAUUUUUAAACUGA